GGAAAUCAUAAGUAUUUAAUCUUACACAAGAUGUGCAAAGAAGAAUAAUGGAAGCUCCUGAAUACCUCGAUUUGGAUGAGAUCGACUUUAGUGAUGACAUAUCUUACUCAGUCACAUCACUCAAGACCAUCCCAGAGCUCUGCCGGAGAUGUGAUUCCCAAACCGAAGACAGACCAGUGUCUAGCUCUGGCUGGAAUUGUGGCGUCUCGACCCUCACCGCAAACACGCAGAAGCCCACGGGCAUCGCCGACGUGUACAGCAAGUUCCGCCCCGUGAAGCGCGUGUCCCCUCUGAAACACCAGCCCGAGACUCUGGAGAGCAACGAGAACGAAGACGGCGAGAACCAGGAAGCCGACUGCCGGAAAGGGGGCGAGCCCGGGCGGCCGGAGCGGCUCGGCGCCGAGGAUGGGGUCAGGGGCGUGGCCGGCAAGGGCGGCGAGCCGGAGCACUACGACCUGGACAUGGACGAGAUCCUCGACGUGCCCUACAUCAAGUCUGCCCCGCCGCUGGCCGCCUUCGCCAAGGCCGCUUCAGAGAAGAGGGUUCUGGGGCUGUGCGCCGCCAUCAACGGCCUGGCCGGCAAAGCCUGCGCCGCGGGAAGCGGGGAGAGCUCGCCCCCCAGCGCCACCCCGUGCUGCGUCCUUUCCCCCGUGAAGAGCCCGCUCUCCAGAAGAGCGCCCGCUGGGCUCCGGGACAGACGCCAGCCCUCCGCGGGAGACGCCGCCGGCUCGCCUCCCCUGCGCAGCUGCGGCUCCGGGUGUGAGCCCGAGAGCCAGAGCAGAGACUUCUCACACGGGCCCUCCAGCGACCCCCAGGGCCGCAAGACGGAAAAGACAGCGCCCGAGUGCCAGCUCCGCUCGUUUCACCCGCCACCCUCCACCGCCGAGCCCAGGCCGGAAGAGCGGCUCCACGGCCUGGCCUGGCCCGGCCCCCAGGGCCCCGAAGAAAGGACCGAGCACUUGAAGAAAGUCAAGAGCAUCCUGAACAUCGUGAAAGAGGGACAGAUAUCGCUCCUGCCUCACCUCGCCGCCGACGACCUGGACACCAUCCACGACGAGAACGGCAACAACCUGCUGCACCUGGCGGCGGCGCGGGGCCACGCGGAGUGUCUGCAGCACCUCACGUCUCUCAUGGGGGAGGACGGCCUCAGCGAGCGCAACGCGGACCAGCUGACGCCCGCGGGCCUGGCCGUCAAGAAUGGUCAGCUGGAGUGUGUACGCUGGAUGGUGAGCGAAACAGAAGCCAUCGCAGAGUUGAGUUGUUCCAAGGACUUCCCAAGCCUCAUUCAUUACGCUGGUUGCCACGGCCAGGAGAAGAUUCUUCUGUGGCUUCUGCAGUUCAUGCAAGAGCAAGGCAUCUCCCUGGACGAGGUGGACCAGGAGGGCAACAGCGCCGUCCACGCGGCCUCCCGGCACGGCCACCUCGGCUGCAUCCAGACGCUGGUGGAGUACGGCGCCAACGUGACCGCGCAGAACCGCGCCGGCGAGAAGCCGUCCCAGAGCGCCGAGCGCCGCGGACACACGCUCUGCGCCCGCUACCUGGUGGUGGUGGAGACCUGCAUGUCGCUCGCCUCGCAGGUGGUGAAGCUCACCAAGCAGCUCAAGGAGCAGACCGUGGAGCGGGUGACGCUGCAGAAACAACUCCAGCAGCUCCUCGAGGCCCAGAAACCAGAGGGCAGAUCGCUUCCUUCCUCACCCAGUUCCCCGCUUUCGCCAGCUUCCAGGAAGCCCCAGUGGAAAGCGUCAGACGCGGAGGACGAGGCGGCGGCCAGGAGCAGACCCGCCCUCCUCGAGGGGCCUCAGGUUCUCGGGAGCCCGGCGGGGGCGGCCAGCCGGGCCAGGGCCAAAGCAAAGGACGACGAUCCGGACAAGGUCCUCAGACAGCUGCUGGGGAAGGAGAUGUCGGAGCAGGUGUGCGCGCGGGAGAAGCUGACCCUGGAGUUCCAGGACGCCCAGGCGCCCUCCGGCAGCGCCAAGAAGACCCCCCCGGAGAAGAGGGAGCUGAAGCUCGCCCGACUGCGGCAGCUCAUGCAGCGGUCGCUGAGCGAGUCGGACACGGACUCCAGCCACUCGGAGGACCCCAGGGCCGCGCCCGCCAGGAAGGCGGAGAGCGCCGAGCCCGGAGACGGCGCCGAGGGCCCGCCGCUCGCCGCGAAGAAGCACGCCCCGGCGUCCUCGGGGCGCAGGUUCCCCUUCGGCGCCAAGGCCCCCAGACCGGCCCACGGCCACAGCCCCUCGCCCACCUCGGAGGGCAGCGAGCCCGACGGGGAGCCCCCCCAGCCCGGUCCCGACAGCCCCGCGGCCCCCAAGGCGGCCACGAGCCCCAAGAGCGCGCUCAAGUCCCCGUCCUCCAAACGCAGGACCUCGCAGAACUCGAAGCUCAGAGUCACCUUCGAGGAGCCGCUGGUGCAGGGGGAGCAGCCCGACCCGGAGCCGGGCGGAGACCGGGACAGGGAGAAGGGCAGGACCGUGCCGCCGCGGGCCCCGGCGGGGAGCGAGCCCGGGGAACCGCCCAGGAGGCCUUUCGGAACCUUCCGGUCCAUCAUGGAGACGCUCAGCGGCAACCAGAACAACAACAACAACUGCCCGGCGGCCCACCAGCUCAAGACCUCGACUCUGCCCUCGACCUCGCUCGGGAGGAAGACGCCGGACAAGGGAAACCCCGCGGGCCCCGCCAGCAGCGCGAAGAACAAGGCCGAGAUGUCCAGCAGCUGCUUCAAUCUUUCUUCUAACACACUGGUUGAAGAGUAUCUGCGUAACUCUGCACGGCAUAAUGACACCUGUAGAAAAAUGAAGAAAUCCAACAGCAUCAAGCACAUUGCUGAGCCAGAGUCCAAAGAACUCUUCUUGUAAAUCCCUUUUCUAAUGUCCUCCCUGUUCCCCACUGGACUUCACUGGAAAUGACUGGACGACCCACUGUGGAAAUGGACCCAUGAACCCCACGCCCACCAGCAAAGCAGAUCCAGAUGCCUUAAGUCCAUAUACAGUAUGCAACCAUAAUAAGAUACAUGUGUGGGUGAUGUCUGUGUGUGUGUGUAUAGAUACACA
This is a messenger RNA of Perognathus longimembris pacificus (Pacific pocket mouse), 3047 nucleotides long. It is a transcript of the gene Sncaip, whose product is annotated as synuclein alpha interacting protein. The record is from RefSeq and is a predicted model, not a curated record. NCBI's taxonomy places the organism in Eukaryota, Metazoa, Chordata, Mammalia, Rodentia, Heteromyidae. The transcript has 11 exons. Bases 48 to 2852 code for a protein of 934 amino acids. Gene Ontology annotation, molecular function: ubiquitin protein ligase binding.